AUGGAUGCCUUACUCGCUAGACUGGGAGCCCAGGCAAUGAACAUGGCCAUCAGGUCGGGCAUUGCCUUGACUUCGACCUAUGCUUUCUCUCAGUGUUCACGCCUUAUGAAAACUGUCGAUGACAGGGCUGUUCGGUCAGAGAUCAAGAAGCUUCAGAAGAGGUUGGACAGCAAGAUCAAGCUCCUCAGAUCGGGCAGAGGCAAUGCCUUCCUGGAAUCGGCUUUGCCUCUGGCCAAGAGUCUAAGGCGGAGUAUCGCUGCUCUUGGACGCCGCGUUGAGCAGGCAGCACAGACAGGCGAAGCAACUAGCCAAGCCCUACCACAGAGUCUGGGUUCUGAACAGCACCUUGAGGAACUGAGGGCAAUCAUCGAUGAUAUGAAGGACCUCUUGCAUCAGCUGGACAACGAUAUCCCCCUUUUGCACAUGGCCAUAUCUGCAUCAGGGGAGAGCCUCAGUUCUGCCAUGUCCCCGGGUGUGUCGCCGUCACGUUUCUUGCAAGCAGGUACUUUUCUCACCUAUGGGGAUAGUCAGUUCGCCGUUGAUCCUUCUCGCCCUGUGCAGAUAGGACCUGUCUUCACACUGUCCAUCUACAUGUUGUUCCUCGGUCACGCCUCGACAACACCCAAAACACAACCGGCGCACCAAGAAGGACAUUCGCAAAAACGGCAAAACAAGUCAUCCGAAUAUACAUCGGCGCCGUAUGGUCUUGGGGAGGGAGAGCGUAAACCCUUGUGGCAGGAGGUCAUUCACAAAGCCAGGGUUCGGCUGUGUCGGACACCGACGGGACACGUUUUUGAUCCCAACAAAGGCUUCCAACCGUCAGGGGCCCAACACAGCAGAUUCACCGAGUCUCGGUUCCGCAGGUCGAAUGCUUACGGCUCGGAUCAGCGCAACGAGUAUGCCUACCACCUUGAGAUCAUUGAGAAUUUGGACGAUGGCCGUGCUCACGACGACCUCGAUGCUGAGGCCGCCCCGUACGACGACAUCAGACACGCGGGCAUUCGCGAGUCUAUCCCUAUCCAUCAAGUUUCCAAGAUGUUCUAUGCCGAUACUGGCCGCAUCCUCAAUAUUGGCGUUGAGGGAACAGACAACAAUCCCGUUCUGUUGUUAAAACGAGACCUCCAUGCAAAGCCACCCUUGGAUAUGCAAGAAGAAGUGAUGGCAUUCGACGACGAAGUCGACUCCAUCAUAGUUUCCGGAUCCGAGGAUGAAGAGGCUGUGGAUGAGCAGGAAGACAUCGAUCGUCAGCUUCGAGAAGAGAGUGCGGCGCUGGAAAUGCUGGAGCAAAUGCCCAAGCUGUCUACCAAACCCUCUUGUAGGCGCUUCCCCAGCCACCUGGAUCCGGAAUGGCUUGCUGUGGAAGUAUAUGAAGAUAAUGACGAUUCGGAGAGCAGUGAGACCGAAGACGAGGAUCUUGGGGAGGAACUGCACAGGUUGGCCACAAGCUCGGGCCCAAUGUCAGCAGCUGCGUCUCCGAAAACAUUUUCCCGUCGUUCGAGGGCAUCGUUAGACACAAGACUCAUGGCGCAGAUUCAGAGUCUGUCACUGCAGUCGUCCCCAUCCGUCAAAGCUACGGGAUCAGCCGCGUCGGUCUCAUCGUUCUCUCGGGAAGUAGCGAAACAUGCGAUGGAGAAUACGGAGUCAUUUGUCGCAAGAUCGCCGUUUGGCGCGGUUGUCACCUCUCUUUCCCUCAUGGAAAUGUUGAUUAGAUUGGCGAGUCUACAAGAGUUCCAACAGGCACCGCACCUAACCAUGCACGAUCAUAUCCUGAAUUUCUUCUUGGAAGAAUCAUCAACGACGGGACUGACGGGAGAAGAGCGGUUGAGGGCGAGGACGGAAGCGAAGGAGCGUGUUGGUUUCGAUCCAUACACUGAUACCCCAUCUAGAUGA
Molecule: messenger RNA, 1890 nt
Organism: Colletotrichum navitas
Lineage: Eukaryota; Fungi; Ascomycota; Sordariomycetes; Glomerellales; Glomerellaceae
Product: RanGTP-binding protein
Exons: 2
Coding region: 1-1890 (629 amino acids)
Cellular component (GO): nucleus; cytoplasm
Molecular function (GO): GTPase regulator activity
Source: RefSeq, a predicted model, not a curated record